AUGCACCGAACUUUUAUCAAUAAACUUGGAACAUAUAGAAUAUUUCAAGCAGAUCAUCUUAGAGCAGCUAGAAGAGUUGAAAAUGAAGUCGCUGGACAACUUGAAAAUGACGUCGUUGGAGAAGUUAGUGAAAUUGAAUAUGGGCGUCGUGAAAGAUUUGAACCUGGUCUAGGCCUUGGUGCCAGACCUGCUUAUAAACCUGAAAGGAAUGUCUGUAUUCUAUGGACACCACAGUCUGCUAUGGCUUAUCAACAAUUUCUUAGUCGUAUGGGAAAUAUGGGAAAUAUGGGUGGUUACUCUAUGGGCGGCAUGGGAGGUAUGAAUGGUUUACCUAUGGGCGGCAUGGGGGGUAUGAAUGGCUCACCUAUGGGCGGCAUGGGGGGUAUGAAUGGUUCACCUAUGGGUAACUUUGGUGGCCUCGAACCAAAAAUCCGUGUCAUCUAUCCUAUGUGA
Adineta steineri is the source of this 453-nucleotide messenger RNA. Lineage: Eukaryota; Metazoa; Rotifera; Eurotatoria; Adinetida; Adinetidae. The record is from the annotation of a GenBank genome assembly.